UUCACAAUUCCCUCGUUGAAAUGUCCCAAAUAUUUCAAGCAUUCCCUCCACUCCAAAUUUUGCCUCUUCAUUGUUUUAAUCCUAUCUCUUUCGAUCUCAUUCUCUUUCCGAAACCUACACUCAGCUCUCCUGUUCAAAUCUGGAAGAUACCAGAAGACCUUCGUCUAGAAGAUACCCCAAACCCUAACUCAAACAGAGACGUCAUUUGUGCCUAUAAGGUGUUUACGGAGGUUGAUAGCAGGCCAUGUUCGUCGGAGAUCGGAACCCUACAUCCACAACGGUUCAUCAUUGUUUUAACCCAGCAUUUGGUCACGCAAGAACGCAGCCACGCAAGAACGCACACCGAGUUCCAAACCAGCUUAUUUUGGUCGAGGGUUCACAAUUUGGUCAGAUUUUGGUCCGAUUGGGAUUAGGAACCCGUCUUGUUCAGUACUCAUUCCUACACUUCGAACUGUUGGCAACAUUGUGAUCGGUGAUGAUCUCCAGACUCAGGUACUAACAUUGUGAUUGGCAACAAAGGUAUGCUUCGUUGAGUCAAAGUUCAAAUCUGGUCAGGUCAGGUGUAGUCGGGUUAAGGUCCGUUUGGGUAAAAGUCAAGUGUAGUCAUUGACACCAUCGAAGUUUACAUGAAAGAAAAAGGGAAUAAAGAUAGAGAAUUAAAAUGGGCGAAAAGAUAAAUUAGUCGAAAGAUUAGUGUUUGGAUACAAGCUGAGGAAACUUGUAGGUUAGAAACUUUUUUUCAAAUUUUCGGUCUAAAUUCUAUCACAUGCUGUUUACAAACCUGCAAGUUUGCUAUUUACAAACCUGCAAGUAUAUUUUAAAAUAUCAGAUAAGUUAUUCGUGCUAGAUUUUCAAGAACAAAGUACAUGAUGAACACAAUAUAUGAAAAAGUUUGCAUUCUAGACUUUAUUUUAUAUAAGUUUUCACGAGCUAGGUGAAUUAGACAAGGUGGUCGUUCCCAUAUAAACCAGCCAGACCACUAAACCAGGUGAAUUAGAUAAGGUGGUCGGACAUGGAACACAAACACUGACAGGGUGUGCAAGAUCUUGUUCGAUUAUUAACCUCAAUUGAAAUCGAAGCCGAAGUCAUUAAUUAAUAUAUUUUAUUAACCAUAAAAUAGCAUGUCAAACAUAAAAUAUAUUUAAGUUUCUAACCUGCAAGUUUCCUCAGCUUUGGAUGGUGCCUAUCACAUGCCUGAAAUCAUUCAUGGUGAUGAAUGUGUUGUUGAGGCCAGUCAGUCCUAUCAUUUUCAAGAAUUAUGUCAAUUGAAACCUUUUAAAAUUCUCACAAGAGACUUA
This is a messenger RNA of Helianthus annuus (common sunflower), 1298 nucleotides long. RefSeq lists its product as uncharacterized. The record is from RefSeq and is a predicted model, not a curated record. Bases 245 to 469 code for a protein of 74 amino acids. Lineage: Eukaryota; Viridiplantae; Streptophyta; Magnoliopsida; Asterales; Asteraceae. The transcript has 4 exons.